Molecule: messenger RNA, 3696 nt
Organism: Hirsutella rhossiliensis
Lineage: Eukaryota; Fungi; Ascomycota; Sordariomycetes; Hypocreales; Ophiocordycipitaceae
Product: reverse transcriptase (RNA-dependent DNA polymerase) domain-containing protein
Exons: 8
Coding region: 1-3696 (1231 amino acids)
Molecular function (GO): catalytic activity
Source: RefSeq, a predicted model, not a curated record
AUGCUCCUGCAGGCACUGGAGAUGCUUGACGCGUACAGUGACAAAUUCCAGAAUCUCCACCAAGUUAUCAAGGCUCAACAGGAUACGAUCCAGGAACUGAGCCACAAGCUUGACGAUACUAAACGAGAAAUGAAUAGCAAAAUGGAACAAAUCAGAACGCAGAUGGGAGGCGAGUUGCAGCAACUUCGCGUGCAGCUUGAAGCCAUCACCACAAGCGUCAACGAGUCUCCACAAUUGUCCAGGAUGGGGACCCUUUCGACCGGCAACACAACGCCUUCCAACCUCACCGACACAUUCUUUUGCACCAUUGACACGUCGCGAAUCGAAGAUGGCCAAAGCAGUCGGGUCACUGCGGGUGCUAUCCGCACCAUGGCCGAAACCGAGAUCAGAGCGGAUCAAGUUCAUGCCAACUGGCGAUGCCGUGCUGUCAUCAAAGAUCCCAGGAAGCCGAACCGUGUUCGGAUCGCCUGUCGCGACAAGGAAGAGCAAAGUAUGCUGAAACGGGUGGUGGGAGCUAAGCUUCCCCAGGGCGUCAGGAUGUUAAGAGACGAGCUCUACCCAGUCAAGGUUGACCACGUCAAUCGCACGGCGGUCCUGGACGAAGUGGGCGACGUUCGGCCUGGAACGACUGAGACUUUCAGUGAAGAAAAUGAUGUUCAGGUCGCGAAGAUUGUGUGGCUUAGCAAACGAGACAUUCCGAAGGCGUACGGCUCCAUGGUCGUGUAUCUCACAAAGGGAUCGGACGCCAAAAGACUGCUCUCAGAAGGCUUCUUCUAUGCCGGAGGUGAGUCUGGGUACACCGGAUUCUUCGAGCGCCGACCUCGCCCCGACCAGUGUUACAACUGUCAGCAAAUUGGCCACAAAGCAUUCCACGCAUCAAGAACUGCAGGAAGCUCCACCCAUCCUCACAUGAGUAGUGCGCUUCGAAUGAUCCAACUCAAUGUGGCGAAACAAGGCCCGGUCCAUGACAGCCUGGUGAACGAUCAACAGAUUGAGGAUGCAGCUGUGUUGGCUAUCCAGGAACCACAGGCGCGAAUGAUAAACGGCCGUCUACUGACCACCCCUAUGGGUCAUCACAGGAACGAUCUGGACGCGGAGCAGGUGCCGGUUGAGUCUCCCGACAUAACGGCGGCGCUGCUACGGCUCCCCGAGCGCCUAGUCCUGGUUUUCUCGGUCUACGUACAGGGAUUCGAUGAUCAAGCGCUGCUGGAAACGUGUGCCGUUCUAGAAGAGGUGACAACGAACACCAGACGAAGCGCAGGCAGGGUAGUCAAUGUGGUUAUCAUGGGCGACUUCAACCGUCACGACCAACUCUGGGGCGGGGAAGAUGUUGCGUUGGAGAGGCAGGGCGAAGCCGACCAGAUCAUCGAACUCAUGAACGAACUGGCCCUUGACAGUCUACUUCCAAGAGGCACAAAAACCUGGCAACGACGCGAACUCGAGACAACAAUUGAUCUCGUCCUUGUGUCUGAGGAUCUCACAGCCUCGGCGAUCAAGUGCGCUGUUCAUGGUGCAGAACAUGGGUCCGAUCACCGAGCCAUUGAGACCGUCUUUGACGUCUCGAUGCCGAGGCCCUUGGUUCAAGAGCGUCUUCUUUUCAAAAAUGCACCUUGGAAAGAAAUUAAUGCUCGAAUUGAGUCUGCUCUGGAAAGCAGUCCCUGGGGCGGGACGGUACAGCAGCAGGCAGACAGGCUCAUGUCGGUGGUGCUGGAAGCCGUCCAUGCCUUGGUGCCAAGGGCCCGACCGUCUCCGCAUGCGAAGCGGUGGUGGACUUCGGACCUCACCCAACUCCGGCAGAUUCAUACCUACUGGAGAAAUCGAGCCAGGUCAUUGCGGCGAGCAGGGCAAAGAUGCGACAGGCUUGAAGAUAUGGCCAAUGGAGCUGCCAAGCAGUACCACGACGCCAUCAGGCAGCAGAAGAAGACGCAUUGGCAUGAGUUUCUAGCGGACAACGGCAAUAUUUGGAAGGCUGCAAAGUACCUGAACUCAGCCAGCGACACAGCGUUCGGCAAGGUACCGCAGCUCGUACGAGCUGAUGGCACGAGGACGGUCAACGGCAAGGAGCAAGUCGAGGAAAUGCUAGACACCUUCUUCCCCCCCCUGCCGGAGGUCAUCGAGGAUGAAGGUGAAAGACCUCGGCGAGGGACAGCUGUCGAGAUGCCAGACAUCACGCUUGAGGAGAUUGAACGGCAGCUUUUUGUCGCCAAAUCGUGGAAGGCCCCUGGCGAGGAUGGACUACCUACUAUAGUCUGGAAACAGACUUGGCCGGUGGUCAAGCACUGGAUCCUGUUGCUGUUCCGUGCUUCGCUAGAGGAAGGCGAAUUGCCCACUCAAUGGAGGCACGCCAAGAUCAUCCCGCUCAAGAAGCCAGACAAGGACGACUAUGCCGUGGCGAAGGCGUGGAGGCCUAUAUCACUGCUGCCCACACUUGGCAAGGUCCUGGAGUCGGUCGUGGCUGAGAGGAUUUCACAUGCGGUCGAGGCCCACGGACUUCUGCCCACCAACCAUUUCGGGGCGCGCAAACAGCGAUCCGCCGAGCAAGCGUUGAUGCUGCUGCAAGAGCAGGUAUUUACAGCCUGGAGAAACCGACGCAUACUGAGCCUCGUGACUUUUGACGUGAAGGGUGCGUACAAUGGAGUAUGCAAGGAGAGGCUUGUUCAGCGCAUGCGCGCCAGGGGCAUCCCGGAGAGCUUGCUCCGCUGGAUCGGAACUUUCUGCUCGAAUCGCACGGCGACCAUACAGAUCAACGGGCAGAUAUCGGAGGUGCAGAGCCUUCCACAAGCCGGACUACCCCAAGGCUCUCCUCUAUCGCCAGUUCUUUUUCUCUUCUUCAAUGCAGAUCUCGUUCAACAGCGAAUCGACCGUCAUGGUGGAGCCGUGGCUUUCGUCGACGACUUCACAGCGUGGGUCACAGGCCCCACGGCGCAAAGUAACCGCAAAGGAAUCGAGGCGAUCGUUGAGAAAGCUUUAGAUUGGGAAAGGCGGAGCGGCGCAACCUUCGAGGCACAGAAGACGGCGAUCAUACACUUUACUCGCAAGCCGCACAAGUCUGAUGCGCAGCCAUUCGCGGUCAAGGGUCAGCUCGUCCGACCCAAGACCAGCGUCAAGGUUCUCGGAGUGAUCAUGGACUCUGGCCUCAAAGGUCUCACCCCGGCGACAGCAAGGCAACUGUUCGCAUCUACAGUUGCCCCUGUGCGAGUUGGGGCUCAAGCUAUCGUGGGAACGUUCCUCACGGUCGCAACGGUUGUGGCGGAAGCCGAAGCACACAUCGCCAGCGCGCAGGAGCGGUUUUGGAGAAGAGCCGUCAAGAUGUGGACUGAUCUCCACGCCUUGCCCAUGACCAAUCCACUUCGCAACGCUACAUCGUGUAUUCGGAAGUUCAGAAGAUACCAUCGCUCACCGUUCUACCAGGUGGCGACGGCACUCAACGAGAUCCCCAUGGAGGAACUGGAGACAAUCAACCCCUUCACACUGGCGCCAUGGGUUGAACGAGCCCAAACCAUAAUCACCGACGAAAGCGGAACAGAGGCAAUAGAAGUCGGAAGUGGCGAAGCGGUACGCAUCGCAUUGAGCAGCUCAGCAAGAAACGACGUUGUCGGAGUUGGUGGCGUCAUUGAGAUCCCAACACAAGCGCAUGGAUCCUCCACACUCGAGCGAUUCUCUUUCACCCUUGACAUCGGGGCGUAUUGUGCAUGA